This is a messenger RNA of Bombyx mandarina (wild silkworm), 3102 nucleotides long. RefSeq lists its product as uncharacterized. NCBI's taxonomy places the organism in Eukaryota, Metazoa, Arthropoda, Insecta, Lepidoptera, Bombycidae. The record is from RefSeq and is a predicted model, not a curated record.
CUUAUGUGAUUGUUUGUGGACAUAUUUACCGAAAAAUUAGCCGAUCAAUACUUCAAUUUUUUAUUUUUUUGGUUUACGUUUUUGUUUAUCACGAAUUGAACUGAACUGAUUGAAUCCAGUACUUGGCGUAUUUAGAUAUAUAUAAAACAUUCAGAAGAAAGCAAAAUCAAGUAUAACAAACAUCUAAAUCAAUAAAAUGGUCGACCCCAAUGAUCAGAGUAUAGUCGAUGCAAUGAUAAAUUCUUUUAAUAACAGUUUACAAAUAAGCGAUCGACAACAAGAGCUAAUGUGCUUGGCUCAGGAUGAAUUCGGCUUACAACAAGACCGGGACCACGUAUUCAGACUUGUAGACGGCAUAGACAAAAUAAAACCGAUUUUGGACUCUACCGACCAAAGCACCAAAAGAUUGACAAUCAUUUGUAACAUGCAAAACUUUUGGGUCACACUGAUUAUAGACUAUGAAAACGCUAUAACGUAUUACACAGACACUAGGAAUCAGAAAAUGGAUGAAAGUUUGAAACAGAUAGUCACAGAUCACGUCCCAGAUGGACAAAUAGCUAAUCUACAGCUCGGCAAUGCGGCGUACGCGCUUGUUAAUGCCAGAUUAAUUAACAAAAGGCUGGAUAGCAAACAGCCCGUUGCCGAAGGUCUUUACAAAGAAAUUAACGAUUCAGUUCAAAUAGUCUUGCAGAAGCUCAAUACGCUAUUGACAUAUAUGAAGCCAUUAGGCGAAGCCACUUAUAUUAAUGGUAGGAACGCUAAUAUUUUGGUAUAUUUUCUCGAAACAGUGGCCUUACAAGACAUGAAACUUCGUGACGAGAACGGUGUGAAGCUUAAUCUAGAUCGAAUUAUCAACAAAACUGAUACGGAUCGCGUCGUUUCCAUCAGAAACUAUUUGGUUCAUAGAAAACUAAAUGCCAAUACAAAAACAUUCAAUUGGAUAGAGCCUGCAGACUUAAAUGGUCUUCUCGAAUAUAGCAAUCGUAAGAGUACCAACAUAUUUGUUUUACUACAAACAUACUUAACGCACAUCAAACAGCAACUACACGACGAGUUCACCGAGGGACCAGAUAAUUUAAAAACACCUAGUAUGCUAUUUAAGAAGCAGUUCGAUAUAGGAACAGCGAUAGACAAAGAUGAAUGCGAGAAAAGAGUCACGUCUUUCGUGAGGACCGCGAUGUCGGAAGCUUACGAUAAAAAGAGAUUAAAAUCAAAUAACGCUAGAGAACAAAUAUUUGAAUUCAUCAUAAACGUUGUGCCCUAUAUGAAGCUACAGAAGAAUAAUAUAUUAAAAAUUUUAGGGACCGAGAGAAAUGAUCAAAUUCACGUCUUUUACCAGUACGUCAACAAUGAAUCAGAAUUGGCGUUUGCUUUCAGACACUACAUGCGCCAAAACAGAAAAAAUCUCUACGCUUUUUGUUUAAGUAAAAUAGUAGGUGAUUUACUAAGCAAAUCUGGAAACACAUUUGAUCAUAUAAUACAGGUCAAAACGGAUGUUGACACAGUAAAAGAAGCAUUAACGAAUAGUUCCUGUCAAUUAUUCAAGAUCGGAUACGGAAGUGACGUUGGAGAUAUCAGUUAUAACGUUGCCGAUAAAGUUACAGAGUUGCUUAAUUUAUUAUUCUUUACCGAUAACGAAUCGGCAGUUCAGGAUCGAAUAAGGAAUCAACAAAAGGCAGUACGCGUUAAAGGCCGACACAUUGAUCUGACUGCUGAUGAUCGCGAAAAUUUGAUAAGUUUCAUAAAAUAUCUCCAAGAACAAUAUGCCAUAUUGAUUUCAAAUCAUAGUGAAAACUCAGAAGAGUUCAAAAGUAACUGGCAUAAUAACCUAAAAAUUAAAUAUGAAAAAGAAUUCAGAAAUAAUUACGGUAUAAUGGGUGGACAUUUAAAGCUGUUAUUUUUGUAUAUUGAACAAAAAUUGCAGAUUAUCGACACCGUUUAUUGGUACAAUCAAAUAGGACAGAUAUUGAUCGAAAAUGUGCAAGCACUUGUUGAUUUCAAAACAAUAAACAACAUGAAUAUUAAAGAUGUUAUUAUUUUGUAUAAAGAUAAAAAUAAUAGCACAUUAUCUAAUGGCGUAGUCUUAAAGCACGGUAAAGUAAACUUGUCACUUUAUGAUCGUGAAACAAAAAUAAUACACAUACAAACUAUAUGCAUUACGAGAUUGACGUCUGUCAUACUUGAAAUGCUGUUUAAUGAUGACGUUUUUAAAAAUAUCCAAGAUGCAUUCAACGAUGAAAACUUUUUAGAUUAUCUAGAGAUAAACAAUUUACAGCAACCCGUAUUUCUGAAUGAUUAUCCGGACUUUGUAGUGCCUUACAUGGGAAGAUUAUUGAACAAGAGCUACACGAAUUUUCAAACAUUCAAUGUUUUAUACCCGAAAGAUUUGACGCUGCAGGAACGAAGGGAGAAAGUCCUAAGAAAAUUAAUGGAACCAAAUUUCAAACAUCAUUUGUACGGAUUUAUGUGCAAAGAUUUUCCUUUAUAUUGGAAAAUCGCAACGAGCAUAAUAUUAAAAAAAAACAAUGCAAACUCAGGAAAACAACUGGAGGCUUUAGUAGAAGUGACGAAGAAGUGGAUUAAUAAAAAUCAAAAACAUAACAAAGAGAUGUAUAUCGAUUUUCUAAAUAUACAAGAAGAUCUCAAUUUAGAAUUGUAUAAUGACCUUGCAUACGCUUUGAAUGAAUUACGCAAGUUAAUAGAUGAAAAUCAAAGGGAGAAAAAUCAAAGACGUCACACUAUUACCCAAGCAUAGUAAAGUUGUUAUCAAUUUUCAUAAAAUAAAAAAAAAUACCUACACUAUUGAUCUUAAAACUUACACUGAAAUUUAAAUAUUAAUGAUAGGUGCAUUCCAAAUAUCAAUCCGUUUCACUAAUUUUAUGACAAAAAAAAACAAAUAUGUACAUUUUUUUUAAAGGCGAAUUAAAUAAGCUAUUGAAUUUACUAUCCAUCUUUUUUCAUAUUACUAUUCAGUAACCACUUCCUUUACUAAUGGCGAAUAUUCCACGUAAUUCAAUUCCUGUCGACUUAUCUUUGAAACUUAGGCAUUGCCUAAAAUUGCCUACUGUCAAAAGUUUCAUAAAGAAAGUUAUAAAGCAUCGC